CUUGCUUUUUCUGAAACCGAGCGUUUGUUCCUCGAAAAAUAAAGAACCUCAAGCAAAAACAAUGCUAGUAGGAACUUCCACAUCCAUGUAUUCCCUGAAAUUGAAGAGUUUUGGGAGGAUUGCUAGAUGCUUUUCGACAACCUCAUCGUCUCCUCUGCGAAUUUGUGUAGUAGGUAGUGGACCUGCUGGGUUCUACACAGCUGAGAAGCUUUUGAAGGCUCAUGAAAGUGUCGAAGUUGAUAUAAUUGAUCGGCUGCCAACUCCCUUCGGAUUGGUUCGGUCCGGCGUCGCACCGGACCAUCCUGAAACAAAGGUAGUGAUCAAUCAGUUCUCACGCGUUGCACAAAAUGAACGUUGCUCUUUCUUUGGAAAUGUGUCCCUUGGAUCCUCCGUGACACUGCUGGAGCUUCGUAACAUGUAUAAUGCUGUGGUGCUUGCCUAUGGCGCUGAAAGUGAUAGAUCUCUUGGCAUACCAAAGGAGGAGUUGGCUGGUAUAUAUGCUGCUAGAGAAUUUGUUUGGUGGUAUAAUGGGCAUCCGGACUGCAGAAAUCUUGCUCCAGAUUUGAAAAGCAGUGACACUGCUGUUAUUCUUGGUCAGGGAAAUGUGGCUCUUGAUGUUGCUCGAAUUCUUUUACGGCCAAUAGAGGAAUUGGCAAGAACAGAUAUUGCCUCCCAUGCAUUGGCUGCUCUAGAAGAGAGCUCAAUAAGGAAAGUUUACUUGGUGGGAAGACGUGGACCGGUACAAGCAGCCUGUACGGCAAAAGAACUACGAGAAAUUCUGGGAAUCAAGGAUUUGGGUGUCUAUAUUAAACCAGCUGAUCUAGUUACAACACCAGCUGAUGAGAUAGAAAUGAAGAAUAGCAGGAUCAGGAGGCGAGUGCAUGAAUUGCUCUCGAAGGCAGUCACACCAGGGUGUACUCCUGUUGCCAGUCAGCGCGAACUGCACUUUGUCUUCUUCCGCAAGCCUGACAUGUUUCUGGAGUCAGAUGACAAAAGUGGUCAUGUUGGUGGCAUUCGGCUUGAGAAGACUGCACUUAAAGAUGUAGGAGAUGAUGAAUUGGUGAAGCAGGUUGCAGUUGGCACAGGAGUGUAUGAGGACAUAUCAUGUGGGUUAGCUUUGAAGAGCAUCGGUUACAAAUCAGUCGCUGUGGAUGGUUUACCCUUUGAUACCAACAAAGGUAUCGUCCCAAAUGAUAGAGGGCGUGUACUAGCUGAUGCUUCACAUGGUCAUCUACAACACGAUAUAGGCUUAUACGUGUGUGGGUGGUUGAAGAGAGGACCAACCGGGAUAAUUGGUACAAACCUUCAUUGUGCUGAAGAAACUAUCUCAUGUAUCUCGGAAGACCUAAAUAGAGGGGCUUUAGCGUCUGCUUCGACAAAGCCAGGAAGAGAAGGGCUCAGGCAAGUGUUAGACAGUAGGAACACUAGAGUUGUCCCGUUCGAUGGCUGGGGAAAAAUUGACUGCGAAGAGCGAAGGCGUGGGAGUUUAAAGAACAAACCUAGAGAGAAACUUGCAACAUGGGAGGAGCUACUGGAAGUUGCCUGCCGAUGAGGUAGUUUACAAUGCAGAUAAACAUGCCAAAUUUUGAAUUAUGAUACAUCAUAGUACUACUAGCUUAUAAUGGAAGAAUUUGAUUUGAAUUAAGAGUUUAAGAAUUUAUAAAGUAAAAUUAAUAAAACAGUGGGAAAAUGUAUACUUGAUUUUCA
Molecule: messenger RNA, 1707 nt
Organism: Salvia hispanica
Lineage: Eukaryota; Viridiplantae; Streptophyta; Magnoliopsida; Lamiales; Lamiaceae
Product: Pyridine nucleotide-disulfide oxidoreductase family protein
Molecular function (GO): oxidoreductase activity
Source: RefSeq, a predicted model, not a curated record